Messenger RNA from Trypanosoma cruzi, 300 nucleotides. Its product is annotated as mucin TcMUCII, putative. The transcript has a single exon. NCBI's taxonomy places the organism in Eukaryota, Euglenozoa, Kinetoplastea, Trypanosomatida, Trypanosomatidae. The coding region runs from base 1 to 300 and encodes 99 amino acids. The record is from RefSeq and is a predicted model, not a curated record.
AUGAUGAUGACGUGCCGUCUGCUGUGCGCCCUGUUGGUGCUUGCCCUGUGCUGCUGCCCGUCCGUGUGCGUUUCAGAGGAAGCUACCGCUCAGCCAGUGCCUGAAGGGUCUUCCAAUACGACCACGACGACGACCACAACAAAGGCACCAAGCACUACGACUACUGAGGCGCCAACUACUACGACCACCCGCGCACCGUCACGUCUUCGCGAAAUCGACGGCAGCCUCAGCAGCUCUGCGUGGGUGUGUGCCCCGCUGGUGCUCGCCGCAUCCGUGCUGGCGUACACCACUCUGGACUGA